AUGUCCCAUGGAGCCCAGUGCCUCGGUCUCCAGCAGACUAGAUCUAGAGCCGCGAACCUCUGUGGUGCUCUCGCUAAGCGUGGUACCGCCGGUGCUUCCGGCAAGUUCUGUCUGGGGCCGAAGUCUGACCUGCAGUAUGCAGGUGCUAGUCGGGCUCAGCCGGCUAGGGCUGCCGGUAUUUCUUCUGCUGGAAACUUGACUGCUGAUGAGGCCUGCACCGAGACUGUAAAGCCUUCAAAGCUUGUUCUUGACGAAAUUGUUCGAUGA
Messenger RNA from Penicillium brevicompactum, 267 nucleotides. RefSeq lists its product as uncharacterized. The record is from RefSeq and is a predicted model, not a curated record. The coding region runs from base 1 to 267 and encodes 88 amino acids. The transcript has a single exon. Lineage: Eukaryota; Fungi; Ascomycota; Eurotiomycetes; Eurotiales; Aspergillaceae.